Molecule: messenger RNA, 6668 nt
Organism: Astyanax mexicanus (Mexican tetra)
Lineage: Eukaryota; Metazoa; Chordata; Actinopteri; Characiformes; Acestrorhamphidae
Gene: cep104
Product: centrosomal protein 104
Exons: 22
Coding region: 74-2941 (955 amino acids)
Cellular component (GO): cilium
Source: RefSeq, a predicted model, not a curated record
CAGUUGUCAGGCAGUUGGUUAUGGAGGUGAGAGGGGGAACAGGCUGUUUGUGGAUUUUUGGGGUCGGGGCAGGAUGCCACGUAAGAUAGGAUUCACUGUGGUCAGCUGGUCUGGCCAUGAAGAGAAUUACAGUGCCAAGGAGCUGAUGAUCCACGCCCCCACCGUCAGCGGCUGGAGAUCAGCCAGGUUCUGUCCGUUCCCACAAGAGAUCACCCUGCAGAUGGUGGAGAGGUGCCACGUUAAGAAGCUGCAGCUGCUGGCCCACCAGUACCUGAUCUCAGCCAAAGUGGAGUUCCACAUCGGAGACCGGCUCCCAGAACCCGCCUCACCCCAGAACUCCCAGCAGCUCCGCAGACUCGGGUACGUGUCUCUCUCUAAUAACGAGAAGACGGGUCUCCGAGCGCGAGAGCUGAAGUCUGUGCAUGUAGACGCCGUGGGGACGUACCUGAAACUCACCUUUCACCGAAACCACGCCAAUCAAUACAACCUCUAUAAUCAGGUUGCUCUGGUGGCGAUUAAUAUUCUGGGAGACUCUGUGGAUUUCAGUGAUGUGAGUCCAAUUUCCAGCAGAGAUCAGCUGAUUGAGCAGUAUCUCAGCAGUACUCAGCACAGCUCAGCACUGGACAGCUCAUACACGGGGUCUAAGUACGAGUCUAUCUCUCCUCUGGAUGAUUUGGCGUUUGAUAUGUAUCAGGACCCCGAGGUUGCCCAUAUCAUUCGCCUUCUGGAUGACAAAAAGCAGGACAUGGUGCGAUUAGAGAGAUACGACCUGGCCAAAAAACUCAAACAGGCCAUCGCUGAUCUACAGAAGGUGGGCGAGCGUCUGGGCAGGUAUGAUGUGGAGAAGCACAGUGCUAUAGAGAGGGAAGAUUACGACACGGCGAAGGAGAAGAAAGAACAGAUGGAGGCGUACAGACUCAGAGUCUACCAACAACUCCAACUACACGACCUGCUCGACAUCACACAGUUACAGAUCCGGAGGACGGUGGAGGACGUGCAGGACAGCGGCGUCCCCUCCCCGAACGUCCCCUCGCUCCGAGACGAAUCUCGUCUUUCUGAAUCACCAAAGAAGAAGAAACCGGAUCAGCAGGAGGAUCAGAUUACCCUAAAAAAACCCAGCCCCCAGCAACCCCACCCAACCCCACCCUCACCUCCGCCGCACCUUCCUCACGCUGACGUAAGUUACCUGUCGUAUGAUGAGAGACCUUUACCUGCACUGAGGAGGAGAUCAGGAGACCAGACCCAGCCUGAGCUCUCACCGACCCUGCAGAACCAGAACCAGAACCCAAACCAGAACCCAAGCCCGAGCUCCCCGCAGAGUCCGAGAACCUCCGGAGAACCAGAACCGCUCUCAGAGAAAACCCAGAGAGAGGCCAGCCUCCCCCUCGAGAUCUACGGAGACGCCGUGGUGUCGGGGGCGUACUCUAAGACCUGGUCCUGUAGAGAGGAUGCUCUGCUGGCGGUGUGUAAGAGACUGGCUGAAGUUCCUCCAGGAUUGUCUAAAGCAGAACUGAGGAGUCUGAUGAGAGCAGCGAUCUUCCUCUGCAGGAGAGCUCUCUCAGAUAAAGUCUCGUCUGUGUUCCAGGCGUCUGUGAAGCUGCUGAAGAUGAUCCUGGGUGAGUUUGUGUCGUCUCAUCAGCUGGGCAGGUCAGAGGUCAGUUACUGUGUGGAGCAGACGUUACCUGUCCUGCUGUCCCGCACCGGAGAGACCACGCCCAGACUCCGCACCCUGGCCCUCACCUGUGUACAGGAGAUUGCUGUGUAUAAGGAGGUACGUUUGGUGCAGUUGGUUCCCUCUGAGCUGGUAAAACCCAUAAAGCUCAGUCUGCCGUCUCGCCUGGCCCUCAGCCGACUCCAACUGCUGGAGAAACUUCUGGAACAGCUGGGCUUUAAAGACUCCGGCUUUACCCUGGAAAACGUCAUGCGGUUUCUGGUUGGUGCAUUAGAACACAGCGCGGCGUCGGUUCGAGAGCUGGCUGUUCGGUUGGUGCAGAUGAUGUACCGUAACCACGGCGCUGCUGUACUGAUCUACCUGCCCCCCGACGACGCCAGCGAGCGGAAAACCCUCAUCUACAAAAACCUCUUCCUCUCAUUUGCCAAGAUCGACGGAAAACUACCCGACCCUCAGGUGGUGAAGGGUGGAGAUCAGGUGGAGGGGGCGCGGGAGAAAGCGGAGAUCAGGAGCCUGCAGGAGCAGCUGGCGGUUCUGAAGGAGAUCAGUGAGAAGGGGAAGGAAGAACCCAGAUCACCUGAGAAACAUGCUAAACCAGGUAUUAAAAAGGAAACUCCGUCCAUGUCUGGUGAUGCAGGCAACAGGAACCAAUCAGCCGGAGCCAACAACUUCGACAAUCUGUGUAUAUUCUGUGGAGAGAGAGAUCAGGCGUUUACAGAGGAGGGACUGGACCUGCACUACUGGAAGUACUGUCCAAUGCUGUGCCGGUGCCUCCACUGCAGACAGGUGGUGGAGAUAUCCAGUCUGACGGAGCACUUGUUAUCGGAGUGUGAGCGCAGAGCUGAUUUUAUUCAGUGUUUUCGUUGUUCUGAGGCCGUCGUCCGAGACCGGCUGACUGAGCAUGCUCAGAACUGCAGCCCCCUUCCUGUCAGCGGGAGCUGCAACCACUGCCCACUGUGCCACCAGAACGCAGCACCAGGAGAGGAGGGUUGGAAGUCUCACCUCAUGUACAGCAGUGCUGGUUGCACCCAGAAUCCUCGCAGGAUCCAACAGCAUCGAACUCACACACAAGGAAAGACAAUCAACACGGGAACGUCAAAACCAGCCGGAGGAGGAGGAGGAGGAGGAGGAGGAGGAGCUGCAGUGUUUGCUGGGGGUAAAGGCCGAGGGGACAGCAGGAGCAGCAGCCGAAUCCCGGCACCAAAACCCAGCAGAACCAGCCGGGUCAGUCCAGCCAAAACCCAGAACCUCAGACCAGGACCAGCCUAGAGUUUAACCAGAUUAUUAAUGUAGAACAGUUACAGGAUUCCUCCUGAACAUAAAGCUCUUCUGAUCUGCUACUGCUCAGUCUGCUGAAGCUACACGCUAAUCGCUAAUCUCACCACCGUCUCACCAGCGUCACUCUUCAUCAUUAUAGGUCAAAAACUAUGAAUAUGAAUAAUAGUGAACAGAUUGAUCAGCAGUGUUCUCAAGUCUGACAGACGCACCUCAGCGAGUUCACACGCUCACACACCACACAUGGUAUUUCUCACGCUUGCCAAUCCAUCGGCUGUAUAUUAUAAUGAAGUCUCGUUGAGCCAAUCAGAAUAUAGAUCGCUCUGUUGUUAAGCAGACCUAGUCAAAGAGGCGCGAAGAACUGUCCGAUUCAAAAGUUCUGAAACACACGUCGGUGAACACUACCCCCCCACCCCCCGCUAAUCUCACUCCCACCAAACUUCAAAACUUGAGAGCCCUGUUGAUCAGAAAGGUGUAACCAGUCACAGUAAACUCUUUCCCAGGAGAAAGCAAGGUAGAUUUUUCUUAAUCAAACAUAUGGGGUCCUAUCUUAUUGUGCACCCUGCAAAAGGUGCAUUGAGGUGCUCAUCGCUAUCUUUCACCCCACCAACAGUGUAUUUUCACUCCUUCCUCCUGCCUGGUUUAAAAAGCAGCAGAUCUUCUGAAUAUAUCUACACUGAUCUCUAAUCUCACCACCAGCAUCACUCUUCAUCACAGAGUGACCAGAAUGAUACACUGAAAAAGAUCCUAAAAAGUGCUUUUAUUUUCACUCGUGGCGCUGAUGUCAUUAAGAUGACUGAGAGUUUCACCAUCAUUAGUAUUAAAUAAACACUAAAUCUUACAGGGUUUAAAACAUCAAAACUAAAAAAUAAAGCUGGUGAAAUUAUUCAUGCAUUAAAAAACAUAAUCUAAUAAAUAAUCAGGGUUUAUACGGUCGUGAAAAAGGUGAAAAAAAGUAAAAAUUUCCUGUCGUUAUGAAAGCAAAGACAGACUGACACGCCCUAAAUCAAGCUGCGUGGUGCAGGACUCUCUUAUAAAUGAUGAUGAUGAUUAGUUUGUGCUGAGACUUACGCUCUUUCUUAUAAAAUUCAUACCGUUCUGAUCAGAAACUGUAAUCUCUCUACAGAUUUCAGUAUGUUUACCUUUUUUAUUCGUCUGUUUACUGAAGUAUCAGUAGAGUCCGUCUAUUUUGUAACCUGUUUAUAUUCUAUUCUUGUACUGUACUGUUUUUAUACCCGUCUUAUUGCUCUGAUAUUGGGUGUGUGUGUGUAUAGAUAUGUAUAGAUAUGAAUAGAUGUGUAAAUGAAGCACUUUGUCACAUUUAAGUACUUUUAUACUUAACGUAACUGUACUUUUUAAAGUCUGCUGUAUGUAGACUGAAGAUGAGAACUCUGUUAAUAUGCUAAAUAUGCUUUUUGUCACUGUAAUACUCUAAUUUCACAGAAAUAGCAUUUAUAAUGUUAUAAUGUCGUUACAGUCUCGGUGUUUACACACAGGUGUGGAGAGAGUCAGGUAUCGGUCAGGAACAAAACCAUAAAAUAAAAAACAUGCCCAGAAUAGACAUUAAAGGAGAACUCUAGUCUAAAAUUGACUUUUAUUGUAGUAAAACAUGAUAAAAAGUGCUAUUUUUUGUUGAAUAGCCCUUCUCUGCUCUCCUGCAGCUUUCUGAGAUCCAGAAUUGUUAUUCUGUUUUCCAAAAAUCGUUAUAAUUGUAAUAAUAUUUAUGCUUCUAUAUUAUCAUUAUAUAAGUGGCAUUUUAAUAAUCUUAAAAUUACAAUAAUAUAAUGUAUUGCAAUAAUUUACAAAGUGACGAUAUAUAUAUUCCACAAAAUACUGUUAUCAUGACAGGCCAAGUUAUCGAUCUUAAAAAAUAAAACAAAUAUUAUACCGUAUUUUUCACUCUAUUAGGAUCUCCGGAUUAUAAGGUUAACAAUGUUAAGUAAAGCUAAAUUAAGUUAAAAAAACUGUAAUAAAAAUAGACUUUCUUUUAAAGGUAAACAAGUGCUGUAUGUUAAUCUACACAGAUUUCUCUCCUGAAAGCUGUUUUUGUUUGUUUUUGUUUGGGGGGGGCUUAUGUUUAUUUACAGUAAGUUUAGAUUUCCAAAUUUCUCCAGCACUCAGUAAGUCUGGAGCAUUAGCAGCUAACUGCUCCAGCAGUGCUAGCCGGGGUUAGCAGCAGGCUACAGGCUCAUAAUACUCACCUCUGAACGGUGAAAGAGCUAGCGCUUAGCGUGGUUAGUGGCUAAUGCUGCUCCAGUCUGGGUGCUGGAGUAACUUUACUGAAACUCCUGUAUAACUCUGUACUUCAGUGGAGUGUCUUUACUGCUCCUUAAUACCUGACUGAUAGAAUUCAUACAUAAGGAGCACCGGAUUAUAAGCAGCUCUGAUGAUUUCUGGGGAAAAAAAUACAGUACUGUAUACAAUUCUACAGUUUUUAUAAUAACUAUAAUAACUAUAAAUUAAAAACAGUGAGGCGGCUGAUGUGUAAGUUGUGAUAUUAAGGAACUCAGGGAGUCUGGGCUAUAAAUGUAGAAUCCUCAUAUUUAAGAAAGAAAAGUUAAUAUUAAUACUUUAAUAAUGUGAUUUUUUUUUUUUGUGAGUCUGAGCUCAUAACAUUCGUCACUUCUCAGAAUUAAACUCUAUACACUCUUAUACAACUCUAUUAAAGCUUAAUAAAUCUAUAUUAAAGUGCAAAUACGUAUAUUUUUCCAAAAACAGAACAGAAUAGAAUAGAAUAGAAUAGAGUGUAGAAGUAAAGACUGAUGGUUAAGGUUGUACUUGGUCCAUCCUACAGGUCUGGAUACCAAAGACGUGUAUUUUAGCACUAUUAGACUUUACAGGGUUAAUGAAGCACAAUUCACCGGCUGUUCUGUUCACACUUCUGUAUUAAUAAGCGCUUAAUUUCACAGAUUCGUACAUAUGAUAUUUAUAAAACAUUGUUUUUACACAAUAAUUUACUCCAAUCACUAACUAAUAAAUGUUCCUCCAUAUUUACCAGCUCAAAAAUAAUUAGGAAUGUAAUUAAUAAGCUUUUAAUGGGCUGUUUUUGUGUGGCCUGUUCCUUUAUUCCAGUUGAUAGUUUACUAAGACAUUAUUCACUGAUUCAGCAGAGACUGAUCUUUACUGUACAGUGUUACUAACAUCACUGCAAACUGUACAGAACAAAAACCUGUUUCUGUUCAAAUACCAAACACAAAUAUACACAUACAGACAUGAUGUAGUGACUUUAAAUCAGUGUAGUAUUUCAGUUUAGUAUUAGUAUUUAUGAAACUAUAUAGAUAUAUAGGAAUAUUAUUUUGUGGAUUUAUAGAUGUGUGUAUUUUUGUGUGAUUUAAAAAAAGAACAGUAUUUAUAGUUUAUAAAUCAGGGAUGGUACUAAGAAUUAUAUCAUAUUGAUUAGUUUAUUUUAGCCAGUGUUCAUUUAUCAGAGAAUUAUUAACAUCAACAUAUUCUAUUUUUAAUACACCUCCAAAUACAAACAUAUAAAGUUCGCUAUUAUAUAAAAUUAGGAAAAUGACAUUUGCAUAACUUAUUUUAGGUUUGACCUGAUUGGUUCUCGUCAGGCUGUUGAAUGUUUGUGUGUUUUGUAUUGGUGUGUGUUGGAGGAGAUGAAUGUAUUAAACUGGUGUUAAACUGGUAUCAGUUGGAAUCUGUUUACUGUGUGAACAGUCCUAAUGUUUAAAUAAACUGGUUUCAGUAUGGUGUGAUGAUACGGGUGUCA